Molecule: messenger RNA, 1345 nt
Organism: Stegostoma tigrinum
Lineage: Eukaryota; Metazoa; Chordata; Chondrichthyes; Orectolobiformes; Stegostomatidae
Product: probable G-protein coupled receptor 139
Exons: 2
Coding region: 215-1321 (368 amino acids)
Biological process (GO): G protein-coupled receptor signaling pathway
Cellular component (GO): membrane
Molecular function (GO): G protein-coupled receptor activity
Source: RefSeq, a predicted model, not a curated record
UGUUAUCACAUAGUGUAAGUGAGCGUGUCAACUGCAACACUAGAAGGGAUCUGCAGGUUUUGUGAUCGCGAAGGUAGAUAGGAAUUUAGCAAUUAUUGGGAAUGCUGUAAUGGUUUGGAAUGUGAGAAGAAUAAGUUGGAAGUUUUUGACAAUAGUUCACAAGCUGAAAACACCAGAUUGGAAUGUCACAACAGCCUUUCAUGAAAUCUGAACAAUGGACCCAAAUUUCACAGCGAUGGGUCAUGAUGUGAAAACAGUACACUGGCAUGUUGGGUCUAUUGCCAGGAGAUUUUCUUGGGAGCUUGACUACCUGUCCACACAUUAUGAGUUCCUGUCAUUAGAAACUCGGAUGUAUUUGAUACUUCGAAUUUUUGAAAUGGUUUACUAUCCUAUACUUGCUCUUGUUGGUGCUUCUGCUAAUUUACUAACAAUUGUGAUACUCUCUCAAGGAAAAUGUGGUCUCUCCAAAUGUCCCACACGCUACCUGGUGUCCAUGGCAGUGGCAGAUCUACUGGUCAUUAUCAUUGACCUAAUAUUGAGGCACAUUCCAAUUGUUUAUGAUGAGCAUUUUAUAUUCGUGAAGUCAAUUCCUGUAUGUAAUAUCCAUGCAAUUAUACUGUUUGCAGUCACAGACUGUUCUGUCUGGUUCACUGUUGCCUUCACUUUUGAUCGCUUUGUGGCCAUUUGCUGCCAGAAACUGAAAUGCAAAUAUUGCACUGAAAGUGUGGCAUUUAUGGUCCUGGGAACAGUGACUGUGCUGAGCUGUUUAAAGAACAUUUUUUGGUUUUUCAUAUUUACGGUUGAAUAUUUACUGAGCAACUUUCCCUGGUUUUGUUUUGUAAGAUGGGAAUAUUUGGAAUCACCACUCUGGGCAACAAUUGAGUUCUUUCAUCACAUUCUCACCCCUGGUGUCCCAUUUGCAUUGGUUUUGUUAUUAAAUGCUUUAACCAUCAGGCAUAUUGUAGUUGCCAAUAGAGCCAGGAAAAGACUUCGUAGUAACAGCAAUGGCUCAAAACAGAAAGACUUGGAAAUGAAGACUCGCAAGAAAUCUAUAAUUUUGCUCUUUGUUAUCUCAGCCAAUUUCAUAGUGCUGUGGGUCAUGCUGCUGAUAUAUUCUGUACUAGAAAGAAUGCAUUAUUUGGGAUAUGAAGUAGUAAUGCUACCAAAUUUUACAAGAGAAAUAGGAUUUAUUUUGCAACUGCUCAAUUGCUGUACAAAUACAUGCAUCUAUGCCAUGACACAAACCAAAUUCAGGGAACAAAUGAAGAUUAUUGUCAAAUACCCUUUUUCUUCGAUUGUCAAAUUAAAUGAUGAAAAAUAAAUUUAAAAAUCCUAAGAUAUUAAA